AUGGUGGUCGUCGUUGAUGGUGGUCGUGGUUGUAGUGAAGACGAGCGGAUGCAACAUCUAGUGGACAAGUUGUUACCUUACUUCGAGUGUCAGGAGGCGCGGAUGAAGAAACGGUUAUUAUGUUUCCUGGGAUUGGACGCGGCGGAGAAGUCUGUGGCAUUGUACCAAAAGGGCGGAGGCCCGGUGACGUGUGAGAUGGAGGCCUUGAGCAAGGCGACGACGAGUCAGGUGAUGGGCGCUUUGAAGGCGAGUUCGUCUGCGGUGAUGUUGCACCUCAUGCCUGACAGCGCGUGUCCAGGUGCGCAGCGGUUAAAGUGUCCGCACAUGGUUGUGUCCGUUAGAGGUGCAAAGUUUCGCCGUUGA
Messenger RNA from Gregarina niphandrodes, 363 nucleotides. RefSeq lists its product as hypothetical. The coding region runs from base 1 to 363 and encodes 120 amino acids. NCBI's taxonomy places the organism in Eukaryota, Apicomplexa, Conoidasida, Eugregarinorida, Gregarinidae. The transcript has 2 exons. The record is from RefSeq and is a predicted model, not a curated record.